This is a messenger RNA of Dermacentor andersoni, 1303 nucleotides long. RefSeq names its product sulfotransferase ssu-1-like. The record is from RefSeq and is a predicted model, not a curated record. Lineage: Eukaryota; Metazoa; Arthropoda; Arachnida; Ixodida; Ixodidae. Gene Ontology annotation, molecular function: sulfotransferase activity.
GGUAACGGAUGGUACGUAGUAUGGGCACUUGCGCACUCGCGUGAUGUGUAAUGACGUUAACUGGCUGCCGGCUCGAUUCCCUGGAUAGAGUACGCCCCUAGUAACGUCGACGCGCUCUAGAUGACCUCAUGCCUGUCGUAUAUCAUUGGGCUGCAGCGCAAACAACCUGAUAGAACGAAUAAGAUAAAUCGGCUCGAGAAAUAUGUCGGCGGAGGUUUUCCGUGUGAUCAACGGUCUAUACCUGGGAAAACACUUCCCCGACGACACAGUUCUGUCGACGUUGGCGUACAAGCCACAAGCUGGUGAUCUAAUGAUCGUCAGUUACCCCAAAUGCGGUACCACUUGGACGCAACACAUAGUCUACAACAUCCUAAUGGACGCUGAAGAACCUGAGGACCCGUUAGACCAGGUACUGCGAAUGCCUUUCCUGGAGAUGCAGGGAGCCGAAGCCGCUGUUUACGCUCCACAACCUCGUGUCUUCAAGACUCACUUACCUUUCCACAUGUGCCCUUAUUCCCCAGACGCAAAGUACAUCUACAUCACUCGGAACCCCUACGACUGCUGCGUGUCGUUCUACUACCACACCCGGAACAACCCACCGUAUCAGUUUAGCGAAGGCACUUUCGAAGAGUUCUUUGAACUAUUCUUGCAUGGACGGGUCGAUUUCGGAGACUACUUUGACAACGUGCUCUCCUGGUACAAGCAUCGGAGGGACCCUAAUGUUCUAUUUCUAACAUAUGAGGAGCUUAAAAAUGACACCGCCCAGCUCGUCCUCCGAAUGGCCGCUUUCAUCGGCGAAAAAAGAGAGACGAGGCUUAAAGAAAAUCCCGAGCUUCUUGGGAAAAUUCUGGAGAAGUCUAGCAUGGAAUACAUGAAGCACAAGAUUUGCGAUAGUCGGCAGGCCCCUAGGCGAGAAUUUUGCAAUUCACCGCAGAUGAAGACUCUUAGACCGGAGCUACUGAAAGGACUUAAUAACCUGAUGGAGUUUACGAAGAAACCCAGGACCGGCAGUUUUGUCCGCAGGGGGCAAGUAGGAGACUGGAGGAAUCACUUCUCGCCAGAACAGAUUGAACGGAUGAAACAGAGAAUCGCGGAAGCAACUGUAAAGUCUGACUUCAUGAAUUUGUGGAGGGACGUAGAUAUUCCAUGAGUCUGGCAGUGACAUCUAGAUUAUAGGAUACAAAAACUCGGUAAUGAAAAAUAACCCUGUGAUGAACUAUGUAGAGCAUAGGUUCAUGAGGCAGUUGUAUAAAUCAGCAGGCAAUUUAGGUACGUCUCGCAAUAAAAUAUUGGUGAAACCAUG